Molecule: messenger RNA, 1715 nt
Organism: Sorex fumeus (smoky shrew)
Lineage: Eukaryota; Metazoa; Chordata; Mammalia; Eulipotyphla; Soricidae
Gene: GAS7
Product: growth arrest specific 7
Exons: 15
Coding region: 402-1637 (411 amino acids)
Biological process (GO): neuron projection morphogenesis; actin filament polymerization
Cellular component (GO): plasma membrane; actin filament; cytoplasm
Molecular function (GO): actin filament binding
Source: RefSeq, a predicted model, not a curated record
CUCCCGUGGCGGGAGGGGGGCGCGGCGGGGAUGCCGGCCGUGUGGUGAGCGGCGCGGAGCCAUGUCCGGCGCGCGCUGCCGGACCCUGUACCCCUUCUCCGGGGAGCGGCACGGCCAGGGGCUGCGUUUCGCCGAGGGCGAGCUGCUCACGCUGCUGCAGGUCCCGGACGGCGGCUGGUGGGAGGGCGAGAAGGACGACGGCGGCCGCGGCUGGUUUCCCGCGAGCUACGUGCAGCUGCUGGAGGACUCAACCAGUUAAGAAAGAGAAAGAAAAGAGAAGAAAAACAGAAUGGACAGAGGCAAGAAGGAGUGGGAGAGAGAAAGGAAAGGAAAAUUUAAAAGCUGCAAUAAGAGUGCAUUGGAUUUGGGGGACCAGAGAGCUAGUACAGUGGAAGCCUGGGAUGGUUCCCCCUCCGCCUGGAGAGGAAAGCCAGGUUAUUCUUCCACCUGGCUGGCAAAGCUACUUGUCUCCUCAGGGUCGGCGUUAUUAUGUCAACACAACCACCAAUGAGACCACCUGGGAGCGUCCCAGCGGUUCUUCUGGGAUUCCAGCCAGCCCUGGUCCUCACAGGAGCUCUCUGCCUCCAACAGUGAAUGGAUACCAUGCAUCAGGGAACCCAGCACACCCUCCAGAGACUGCCCACAUGAGUGUCCGAAAAUCCACCGUUGAUUCUCAGAACCUGGGAACGUCAUCACCAAGCAAAAGGCAGAGCAAGGAAAGCACCAUCACGAUAAACUGUGUGACAUUCCCUCACCCAGACACAAUGCCAGAGCAGCAGCUGCUAAAACCCACAGAGUGGAGCUACUGUGACUAUUUCUGGGCUGAUAAGAAGGACCCCCAAGGUAAUGGCACUGUUGCUGGGUUUGAACUGCUGCUUCAGAAGCAACUCAAAGGCAAACAGAUGCAGAAGGAAAUGUCAGAAUUCAUUCGAGAAAGGAUAAAGAUUGAAGAAGAAUAUGCAAAGAACUUAGCCAAGCUCUCUCAGAACUCCUUGGCUGCACAGGAGGAAGGCUCCUUGGGAGAAGCAUGGGCACAAGUGAAGAAGAGCCUUGCAGAUGAAGCCGAAGUUCACCUCAAGUUCUCUGCCAAGCUCCACAGUGAAGUAGAAAAACCCCUAAUGAACUUCCGUGAGAACUUCAAGAAAGACAUGAAAAAGUGUGACCACCACAUUGCUGACCUUCGCAAGCAGCUUGCUAGUCGUUAUGCAUCAGUGGAGAAGGCCCGAAAAGCCCUCACGGAGCGUCAGAAAGACCUAGAGAUGAAAACCCAGCAGCUGGAAAUCAAAUUGAGCAACAAGACAGAAGAGGAUAUUAAAAAGGCACGAAGGAAGUCCACACAGGCAGGAGAUGACCUCAUGCGCUGUGUGGACCUCUACAAUCAGUCCCAGUCCAAGUGGUUUGAGGAGAUGGUAACGACUACAUUGGAACUGGAACGACUGGAGGUGGAGCGGGUAGAGAUGAUUCGGCAACACCUCUGCCAGUAUACACAACUACGGCACGAGACAGACAUGUUCAACCAAAGUACAGUUGAGCCUGUUGAUCAACUGCUUCGAAAAGUGGACCCCGCCAAAGACAGGGAGCUGUGGGUCAGAGAGCACAAGACAGGCAACAUCCGUCCCGUGGACAUGGAGAUCUAAACAUCAUAUGUGGUCCCAGGGAUACUGGGCUUGGCAGUCCCUACAGAGAGGCAAUGGCUUCCACUUGGGACCUGCCGU